This is a messenger RNA of Radiomyces spectabilis, 478 nucleotides long. RefSeq lists its product as uncharacterized. Lineage: Eukaryota; Fungi; Mucoromycota; Mucoromycetes; Mucorales; Radiomycetaceae. The transcript is spliced from 3 exons. Bases 156 to 425 code for a protein of 89 amino acids. The record is from RefSeq and is a predicted model, not a curated record.
GGAUUGUGGAGGGCGGAAACAGCCAAUAGGAAUUUCCAUCGUAAAAGUUCUGCCGAUGGAUACAAAAUGAAUUUAUCCAGAUCUGCUGAGUUGUGAUUUCAUUUUACCGAAAACCGCAUAACCAUGGACACAUAUUUAAAGAGACGAAGUUGUAGAUGAUGCCUUCCAUUUUUUUUCACUUGCUAUCCAUUGCUCCUGUUUGCUUGUCCAUGAUCACCUCAAAAGAAAACGAUUAUUCCAAUAUUUCAAAUUAUUUACGGAGAAAGAAGCUCCAAUAUGAGCUGCUGACAGCUGUCUAUGUGAUGGAACCCUGGGAGCAGCUGGUCUUCAAUACUAUCAUGGCCAUCGUUGUUUUUCUUACCGUCAAGGCUGCUUUGCAAUUGAUGCCUGCAGUGGUUAACCAAACCGCAGCUGCUUUCUUUUGACAGGCUUCAUGCCUUGGAUAUUCUCGUUGUUCCUUUUAUUUAUUAUUGCCUCU